AUGGCCACGACCAAAACCGUGGAACAAGCCUUCCACACCGGCCUUCCCCGCUGCUACACCCCAACCCGCUACCGGCCCAUAACAAAGGCGCCCCCGCUGUCCACCCCGGAGGACGGCCACAUCUACAAACUCAUCAAAUGGACUCCCGCGCAGACGUACCUGGACCAAGCGCGCGAGCGCUACAGCGCGCUGACCACCCAGGACCGCAGCCUCCGCGACGCUGAGCUCCCGACACUGACCCUGCCGGAACUCGCGACGGCCGAGGAUGUCGGCCUGAUGACGGAAUUCAACCUGAUCCCCGGGGUGAAGCGUCUCGUCGAGGGCAGCUGGCUGGGCGGCGAGCUCACCGGCCGCUUCACGAACGGGCCCUGGGGCGAGAAGCUGUACGUCUGGACCCUCCGGCUGGCGUGGGGGUUCAGCACCGACGUCGCCGUGCUGGUGAUCAAGCCGCCGAACCAGGUGCGCGGGCAGGAUUACUUUGGCGUCGUGGGCGGGGAGCGUCAGCGGGGUGGCGACAAUGCCGACGCCGACAACAAGAACGACAACGACAACACCACCACCAAAAACAACCCAAUCCUAACCCACGGCCUCCAAGCCAACGCCAUCCCCCACACCCAGCAAGCCAGGAAGUACGGCGCCGAGCAGGGCAUCUCCCACGUCGCGCUGUUCGACUUCCAGCAUCUGGUGCUGCUGGACCUGGACCUCGACGGUGACAUGCGCCAGAAAGAGAAUCCCGGCGACAGCGACGUGAUGCCCGAUCUGCUCACGGUGACGUACUUCGACGAGCAGGGCCGCGAUCUGGCGAAUGGUGAGUGCUUCCAUAUGGUCCUCCUCGGGUUUGUGCUGAGCGCGAUGGACCGCGUGCCCUCGCUGCUGCAGAAUCAGCUGAAGCCGGGGGCUUCUGAGACGUCGGCCCCGCACCGGGUACGAGAGGCGUAG
Messenger RNA from Aspergillus aculeatinus CBS 121060, 939 nucleotides. RefSeq lists its product as uncharacterized. The transcript has a single exon. The record is from RefSeq and is a predicted model, not a curated record. Bases 1 to 939 code for a protein of 312 amino acids. NCBI's taxonomy places the organism in Eukaryota, Fungi, Ascomycota, Eurotiomycetes, Eurotiales, Aspergillaceae.